Trichosurus vulpecula (common brushtail) is the source of this 2642-nucleotide messenger RNA. RefSeq names its product tissue factor pathway inhibitor 2 (gene TFPI2). The record is from RefSeq and is a predicted model, not a curated record. NCBI's taxonomy places the organism in Eukaryota, Metazoa, Chordata, Mammalia, Diprotodontia, Phalangeridae. Gene Ontology annotation, molecular function: serine-type endopeptidase inhibitor activity.
AUGAGGCCUACUCAGGAUGUCUUGUACCGACAGAGGUCUGAGGACACUGGGAAUGAGGUCUGGCCCCACACAGAACAUGACAGCACCCGGGGCCUGAAGGAGGGCACCAGAAUGGGAAGAGAUCCCGGGGACCUCUACACUGGCAAGGUGCUGGUGACAAGGAGACUGCUGGGAAGAGUCAAGUCCAAAAUCCCGGGUAUCGGGAAAGUGCUUCUGGCUGGCCUGAGGACUUCCCAGAAGUUUGGAAGUGAGCUGGCUGGGGACUCCGGCUCUUACUGGGACAGCUGCCCUCACCCGCGUGUAGGUAGCAGAAACGAUAGGCCCACGCAUUGUAUGGUGUCGGGAACCGAGAGUGACUGGCACAGAGGCAAGCUAGCCACGAAUUCAGGGUUUUUAGAGCAAGGGACGAUCACUCCCUUAAAUAAAUCGGGAACCCCCUCCUGGCCCAGCCAGCACCCGCAGGCGCCCAGGAGCUCCGGACCAGCCGCCUUCCGCCCUACAGUCUGUCAGUCCUCCGCCGCCCAAACCUCAUCCCCUCGUCUCGGACCCGCAUCGGAACACAGUCCCUUCACCAUGCUCACUCUCCUGCUGCUGCUGUGGUCCACUCUGCUCACGCGGCCGGCGCUGGGGGAGCCUCUGCCAGAGUCCAGAGACGUGCCCCCGGCGCGCUGCCUGCUGCCCCCAGAAGAUGGGCCAUGCCGAGCCCGCGUCCCCAGCUUCUAUUAUGACCGUCACUUGCAGAGCUGCCGCCCCUUCAUCUUCGGGGGCUGCGAGGGCAACGACAACAACUUCGAGACGUCAGAGGACUGUGAGCAGGCAUGCGGAUGGAUUCCGAGAGUUCCCAAAAUAUGCAGGCUGGAAGUCAGUGGAGCAGAGUUUGGGGAGCACCAGGAGCAGUAUUUCUUCAAUCUCAGCUCCAUGGCCUGUGAGAAGUUUGUCUUCAGUGGUGGUCGUGGCAAUCGAAACCAAUUCCCAGAUGCCACCACAUGCAGGAACUUUUGUGCUCCCGUGAAAACACCCCACUUCUGCUAUAGCCCACUGGAUGGGGGGUCUUGUUCAGCAAAUGUGACUCGGUACUAUUUUAACUGGAAAAGCAAAAUCUGCAAGCCUUUUACCUACACUGGCUGCGGUGGCAACGAAAACAACUUUGUCUCCUUGAGGGACUGUGCCCACGUCUGCAUGAAAGUUCUGAAGAAAAAGCCAAGGAAGAUGCCCAGGCUCAGCUUUGCCAAGAAGAUGAGGCCAUACAAGAAGUUCCCCUGAUCAUGUCCCUGCCUAGAACCCCUGGGACUGGGACCGCAUCAGCCCCCUUCCUGGACACAGACCUUGGAAGGGUUGGCACUCAUGUGGCAACACAUGGGAAAAUUGGAGAGAUGGGAUUGGCAGAGCUGCUCUCAUUCCUGGGAUUCAGAAGAUGGUGUUGUAUUUUUGUUGUCCUGUUACUGGCAGCUCUUUGCUAAGGAUCUGCUGCUCAUUGGUUCUCUCCUUGACUAAGCCCUUGUAGGGCAUAUUAACCAAGGGGCAUCCUUCUUCUAUUAUUAUAUUCUCUCUUCUGCUCAUUUUGACAGGGACUGAUUGGGGACAUUGAGCCACUGGGUUCUCAGAAGCAGAUAUGGUCUGGUGAGGGUCUUGAAGUAUGAGGAGAGUCAGACUCUAUGUUUUCAAGAAGUGGAUUUCUGAGGGUGGAGAAAAGAAAACCACAGGCUGAAUGAGGCUCCUCAAAUCUCAGCAGCUCUGUGAAUCUGAAAGCAGAGGUCCUUUGUCUGACCAUUGUUAGACCCAGGUAGAGUCCUCUGUCCCAAUUGGUGUGAGAUGGCUGACGCAUGACUGCGGGGAGGGGAACAAGCACCUUUGACCCUGGCAUCUAAGUGCUCUUCCCAGUGACCAGCAGCAGCCUCUCACGUGGCCAACACCAAGCACAAAGUGCCCACCAGGCAAGGCUGAUUACCCUUGUGAGUGAAAAAGCCAGGAAGCCCCUGCUGUAGUCAUGUGAAGCAGCCUUGGAAUAUGCUUCUUCUAAGGAGGACUCAGGAUUAGUGAAAACAUUAAAAGUUGGGCUUUUUAGGGCAGGAAAGAUGAGGGUGCUUACUUUUCUCCAGUUUGAGAAUCCAGUGUCAGAUUUUCUCCUGGGAAACAAGAAACCAGUUCCGAGUACAGGAUGGGGGAGGAGGAGAAAUGGCUAUGAGCCCUUUUUAGGGGCAGCUCUCUGCAAACCUCCCUGGGGCUCAGUGCCUCCACCCUGCCACCUUGACCAGGAGGCUUUUCCUCUUCAUCCCCUUAUUCCAGAGGCCCAGCAGGGCAGGGCUCAUGUCCAUGGGCCCCAUCCAGAGAGAUGGUCACCAAGGUCAGGAAGGCAAUGGUACCUGAGGGAUGGAAGUGCUUUGGAUUCCUUCUAGCCCAUUCCCUCCAGAAGAACGGGUUGCUCAUCUUUCUGUCUUGUUAUCCCAAGACAAAAAAGUCACCAUUUCUGUGCUUGUCAAGUCUUCUCUUCCCAACUUUAGGAGCCCCUCCUUUGAGAGGUGACAUUGUCUACACUUCAGUGCUACUGCCUGUGAUGCCCAUUUUCUUUUUACCAAGAAUCCCUUUUGAAUUUAACAGGUAUCAUCAGUAUCACCAAGUUCUUAAUAAAACAUUGAUGUUAA